CCGCCCAAAAGUAACAAACAUCAAAUUGCAGAAAGAAAAAACAGAGAGAAAAGUGGGGAGAGAGAGAAAGUCACAUGGUGAGUUUUUCAAAGGCUCUAUUAAUUCGCUUUCUCUCUCGUCACCAGGCCCUCUUUCUUUCUCAUCUCUCUUAAAUCAUGUCAAUGCGAAGGCGAACCUUACUCAAAGUCAUCGUUCUUGGAGAUAGCGGGGUUGGGAAGACUUCAUUGAUGAACCAAUAUGUAAACAAGAAAUUUAGCCAUCAGUAUAAAGCUACCAUUGGUGCUGACUUUGUCACAAAAGAACUCCAAAUUGAGGAUAGACUUGUAACGCUACAGAUAUGGGAUACUGCUGGGCAAGAAAGGUUCCAAAGCCUUGGCGUUGCAUUUUAUAGAGGCGCAGAUUGCUGUGUCCUUGUUUACGAUGUCAAUGUAUUGAAAUCAUUUGAUAAUUUGGACAAUUGGCAUGAGGAGUUUCUGAACCAGGCAAGCCCACCAGACCCCAAGACAUUUCCAUUUAUUUUACUUGGAAACAAGAUUGAUAUUGAUGGGGGAAAUAGCCGAGUGGUGUCUGAAAAGAAAGCGAAGGAUUGGUGUGCUUCCAAUGGAAACAUACCCUACUUUGAGACGUCUGCUAAAGAGGAUUACAAUGUCGAUCCUGCCUUUCUCAGUGUAGCCAGAAUUGCUCUUGCUAGCGAGCGUGAACAAGACAUUUACUUUCAGAGCAUCCCGGAGGCUGUUUCUGAGAAUGAGCAAAGGGGGGGCUGUGCUUGCUGACUUUGACGAGAGAGCCCUUCGAGGAACACGUGGCUUUUUCAUUCUUUUUUUGGGUGGAAAUUCAUCUCUAUUGUUUUCCUUACCCUCUUUAUUUUGUUCCCGUAUUUUUGAUUUGCACUCUGUUUCUGUUUGUUCUUUUUCUUUUCUUUUCUUUUUUUCAAUGUCAUAAUUAUUGGUGGCCAUUUCUUUUGUUCUAAUGUACCAAAUGUACACUCACCAUCUUUUUUUGGGGCCCUCCCUCUUGUAACUGUUGAAUUGUAGAACACCAAAUGCUGGUUUGAUUUUGGGUGAUGCACAUUUUUUUAUUCAUAUUUGCAGAGAUGGAACAUAUAAAUUUUGUGUAUGGAUCAGAUAUCAUUUUGGG
This is a messenger RNA of Amborella trichopoda, 1137 nucleotides long. RefSeq names its product ras-related protein Rab7. Gene Ontology annotation, molecular function: GTPase activity; GTP binding. The record is from RefSeq and is a predicted model, not a curated record. Gene Ontology annotation, cellular component: vacuolar membrane. Lineage: Eukaryota; Viridiplantae; Streptophyta; Magnoliopsida; Amborellales; Amborellaceae.